Messenger RNA from Argiope bruennichi, 721 nucleotides. It is a transcript of the gene Aptx, whose product is annotated as aprataxin-like. Lineage: Eukaryota; Metazoa; Arthropoda; Arachnida; Araneae; Araneidae. The transcript has 7 exons. The coding region runs from base 100 to 699 and encodes 199 amino acids. Gene Ontology annotation, biological process: single strand break repair; double-strand break repair. Gene Ontology annotation, cellular component: nucleus. The record is from RefSeq and is a predicted model, not a curated record. Gene Ontology annotation, molecular function: DNA 5'-adenosine monophosphate hydrolase activity; mismatched DNA binding; double-stranded RNA binding.
CUUAACUGUUAUUUACAAACAUAAGAAAUUGAUGUGGUGGCCGGUAUUUUGACAAGUUUUGAAUGGUUUAAUUUCAUAUGCAUAUUACACCUUUGAAUCAUGGCUUCAAAACGUGCUAGUGAAAAGGGCCAAAGUGAUUCCAAAAAGCCUAAAACUGGCCAUUGGAGUCAAGGUCUUAAAGCAUCAAUGGAAGAUCCAAAUCUCAUUGUAGAUUCUGAUGACCUUGUAGUUAUAAUUAAAGACAAAUAUCCCAAAGCACAGCAUCAUUAUCUUAUCUUACCAAAAAGGAAUAUUCCUAGUUUGAAAGCAGUCAAUAAAAGUGAUUUAUCCCUUCUAAAACAUAUGCAUGAAAAAGCUGAAGAAUUAUGUACUAAGAACAAUGACAAACAUAAAUUUCAAAUUGGAUAUCAUGCAGUUCCAAGUAUGAGUCACUUGCAUCUUCAUGUGAUUAGUCAAGAUUUUGAUAGUCCAUGUUUGAAAACUAAAACUCAUUGGAAUUCUUUUACGUCUGAAUAUUUUAUAAGCUCUAAAAAAUUAAUAAAACAAUUGGAAUCUACUGGUCAGAUAAAAUUAAUGGAUUCUAAUGAAGCUAAAGAGUUGUUAAAGCAAUCUUUAAGAUGCCAUAUUUGUAAAAAAGAAUUACCUACUAUGCCAAAAUUAAAAGAACAUAUCAAAGCAUGUAUAAAUAAGUCACUGUGAUAAGUUAUAAAAAAUAAAUUUC